Molecule: messenger RNA, 3945 nt
Organism: Alligator sinensis (Chinese alligator)
Lineage: Eukaryota; Metazoa; Chordata; Crocodylia; Alligatoridae
Gene: TMEM250
Product: transmembrane protein 250
Exons: 2
Coding region: 376-795 (139 amino acids)
Source: RefSeq, a predicted model, not a curated record
UUGCAAAGAGCUCAGAAAGAGCAUAAUGUUUUUAAUACUUCAGGUUCCUAUUUGAAAUCUCUGUUCCUUUUGGGAAUCGUGCUUGCACACCCAACAGUGCAUAAGACCCUCGUGGAAGGAUCUCGGGGCACCCCAGGGUGCAGUGGUCCACUGGUUGCAAAUCACCGAUCUAGACUCACGAAAGAUGGCUGAGGUGUUCCCAUAUCCCCUCCCUCCAGAGCACACCACGAGCUUUAGCAGCGGCCUGUUCCUUCCUGGAAACUCAGCAGAGUAUUUGCAUUCAUAGGUUGCUGGAUCUGUUCCAUAUUCAUGGAUGAUACCCGAUAUGGUCACUGCAAAUCCAGCUCUGGGACUCUGUGAACUGAGAGGUGCCUGAUGCCUGUAAUCCCCAUUCCCCGCCGGGUCCGUUCUUUCCACGGCCCCCACACGACAUGCCUGCAUUCGGCCUGUGGCCCGGUAAGGACCACUCACUUGGUGCGCACCAAGUACAACAACUUCGACAUCUAUCUGAAGUCCCGAUGGAUGUAUGGAUUCAUUCGGUUCCUGCUGUAUUUCAGCUGCAGCCUGUUUACCUCCAUCCUCUGGGUGGCACUCUCUAUCUUGUUUUGCCUUCAGUACCUUGGCAUCCGGAUCUUUCUGCGUUUCCAGUACAAACUUUCCAUCAUCCUCCUCUUGUUGGGGCGAAGGCGGGUGGACUUCAGCCUCAUGAAUGAACUGCUCAUCUAUGGAAUUCAUGUGACCAUGCUGCUAGUGGGGGGGCUGGGCUGGUGUUUCAUGGUAUUUGUGGAUAUGUAAAUAAAAUGAGUGCAUGUGGGCCCAGAAGGUGAUUCUUCCUCUACCCCGGAGUGUGUGAAUAUCCUCCUCUUCUCUUUUUUUAAAUAUAAAUUAAUUUAUUUAUCGGCGCUCCUUUUGGAUCAAUGCUGUACCUGUCUGCAGAUUGAUUUUUAUUUGUAGAUGGGCAGGGUGUUGCUUAAUUCCAGGAGCAGAAAACUUUAUUUUGCACAGUGAAUGCUUUGCUAAGUUUCCUUUUCAUAUGCGGGAGCCUGUCCUGCCACCACUUCUGUAGGCAGGAAGAGGGCAGUGAUUGAUUUGGCGGAUAGAAGCCAGCUAAUUCCAUAUCCCACCAGGUCUUAUUCUGGAGUAACUGCCCCGAAAGCAAUCAAGUCACUUUUCAAUUACUUGCAACUGAAACAUCUCUUCUGAAUUACUAGCACCUAUUUUAUACAUAUAGAAGGGGAGAUUGAUCGAUCGAAUCGAUCUAUAUAUAGAUCGAAUUGAUCGAUAGAUAGAUCUAUCUAUAUGGAUGGACAGAUCUAUCUCUAUGGAUGGAUAGAUCUAUCUAUAUUAUUUAUAUAUAUAUAUAUAUAUAGAGAGAGAGAGAGAGAUCUAUAUAUAUAUAUAGAGAGAGAGAGAGAGAGAGAGAGAUCUCCCCCUCUCCUGUGUUGUGUAAGGGACUGCAGUUUGAUUUGUGAUAUCUGACUCUAGGGCAAGGGGUUCCCUAAAUGAUGCUGCCAUCUCAGAUUAGACAGCUGCUUUGUGCAGCUCCCAUCAAAGGGGAGUGGAAGAGGUUGUAGCUGAGCACUUUAGGCCUGGUUUUAGAGCCUUGCUAAUUCCAGAGGGAGCUAAGAUACAGGAGACCUUUGAGCUGCUGUGACUUACAGUGCGUACCUCACCGGGCCAAAUCUGGUGACAAAGACACUUAAGUCAUUUUUGUUCUUUCCCCACAUCCCCUGCCUAUGCUUUCUGAGACUUAUGAUACCGAAUCUGACCCUAAGAGGUGAUAGUGGGGGGAAAACUUUCCAGUCCUGAAGUGUAUUCAUCUCAGCUCAGGUGAGCAACAACAGAAGGAAGGGACAGUCAGGAAUAAUGCAGGAUGCUCCUCGGGUUCCCUCUGCCUGCCGUAUGAGCCGUGGAGGUAUCCCAACCCUGGCUGAGCUGGGCAGGAAAGGACCAAACGUGGCCCCUGUGUUGCAGUGUACUGCAUUACUACUGAAGUCCACCCUGCCCCUCUGCAGCCAGAGCUCCACGUUGCGUUUCAAGUGAGCGUGCUUCCCGCAUCCCAAGACCAGGGGGAAGCUUGCUGAGUUCCAGAAAGGAGGCCAUGUGAAGAGUAAGUCAUGCACAAAAUUAAAUGCCAGUGAAAAUGGCCCCAUAAUCUUUCUCCCUACAAAUGUACCCAAAGGUCUGCUACCAAAUGCCCCAUUUCCUUUCCCUUACCAAGUCCUGAGUUUAGGGUUGUGCAAUCCCAUGAAGAGGGGGUGUGUGUGAUUGCAGCAGACAACCAUGCAGCAGGCUGUAUGGGUUCUGUUCCCAGAUGUGCUGCUGCCAUAGCAUGAGCUUGGACAACUCGCUUCAAUUGACCCUUGUAUUACACAUCUGCAGUAUGGGCAUAAUGCCAUUGGAUGAACGGGGCACUCUUUGGAUGGAAGAGCAAAAUGCAAUGUCGUAGACACCAAACCAGUGCAAGCUCCUGUGCCCCUUACAAUCUGUAGGUGCAAGUGGUUUUUAUCAGCUACGGCUGUGGAUGUGAUGACCCUAGCAUUGUCAUGUUGCCACGUAAGAGGGAGUCAUUUUCAAAUGAUUUUAUUUCAAGAUGUAAUAAUAUGAAUAUUUGAGGUCCGCAAGACCAGAGUACUGUGUGGCACAUAUAUAGCACGUCUCAUCUUCAAAGCAUUUUACAGCCACUAGCUAAUUAAUCCUCACAACAGCCUGGGAGGUUGCUGAAUAAGUAAGAUCUUGGUAGUGAUUGGGAAUUUUAAUCAGUUUUUUCAAUUCAGGGUGCUUAUUAAAAAGCAUUUACAUUCACUUUGAAGGAAAUACUUCUCUCAAGUAGUGGAGAUGUUGAAGGUGACCUAUAAGCCCAAAAAGGCGAAGGUGGGCAGUGAGGGAGAAACCUCUUAACCAAGCCAUAACUAAGAACAGUCCCAAAAGAGAGAGGCUGUGUCAUGCAAAGGCAAGUGCUUUGAAUAAACUCUUUUUCCCUUCAAAGCUUUCCUCGUUGAAAAAGUCGUUUGUUUGGUUUGUUUUUAAUUGGCAGAGCAGACCAAAUAACCAUGUGGGUAGAAGCUGGACUCUCUUUCUACGCCCCUACGAGAUGGAGAAAAGGCCAGGAAAGGUAGUUGCCAGAGAUAUUGUAUUGGAAACCGGUACUCGCAAACUCUGCCUCGCUGGGAAAGUUGAUUUUUUUUCCUUUGGACUUAGCCGUGUUUCUCAAACUCGCCAACCCCUGAAAGGACCAGGUCAGGUUAUAAAACAGUUGCUUCAUUUAAGUCUUGUUGUUAUGUUGCGGAUAACACUUCACAUGAUUAACAUUGAAAGAGUUUGAAAAACAUGAACUGACUUUUCACUAUUGAUGCUGUUUGUUUCCUUUCACGCAAUUGCAUUUGGGACUGGGAACAAGCCAGCUGGUUUCAUUCUGUGUCUAAUCAUUUUCCCUUUAAUGUUUCAAUGCUGCCAUGUUUGAGUUUUCUGGAUUUUCAGAUGAAUGUUUUAAAACUUGCUUCCAGGCAAAAUUAGAAGAGAAUAAUAGACCCAUUUCACUUGCUACGAGUUCUGCAAGAGGUUAUUUUACCCGGCCUACAUUUUGGGUCGUAUCUGAUCUAACGGCGUCCCUUCUAGGAAGCUAAUCCUGCCUUCUUUUUUGGAUCCGCAGCUCCCGCUGGUUUGUUCUGUCUCAAGCUAGUGAAGGUUUCAAGUAUGUGGGGAAUGCAAAGCCAAGCUCUGAAGAUCUGUUGCACGGGCCAAACAGCAGAGGCAAUUAUACAUGUGGUGACAAAGUUGCAUUAGCCCUGCUGGCGAACAAAUGAAUGUACAAAUUAACAUGCCAAGUGUUUGAUUUGCCUCUUGUUGACUUUUUGGAACAUGGAAACAGCUCGGUGUCUUGAGUGCCUGUUAAUAAUUCUUCCUGAAACCUGCCACCUGCAUUAAAGUUAUUUUUGUAAUGUG